AAGCAGCCUCUCACCCCUGGAGCCACCGUCCCACCCAGUUCUGGGGUUCCUGGUGGGAUGAAGCCUGGAGCCCCUAGCUUUGUCAGCUGUCAUCAGCAUGGACACGUAGGAGCUCCAGGUCCAGGGGCAGCUCCGAUGCCACCCUUGACUGUGGGCCCAACAACCGUGGGCAGCCUAAACUACUCAGCCCUUGGGUCUGCCCAACAUAGAAACUCCACUGUGGGUCCUCGUGGCAGCGCCCAGACACUUUCAGUGACCUCAAAGGCAGAUGGGAGGAGAGACUUGUCCUUGGGUCAGACAUCACACAAGCAAAUACCAAGCUCAGAAAGUAGAGAAACCCCCAAAACUAGAGAGCACCGUGGGGCAAGUUUAGGAAAUGACACCUCCAGUGGCCCUAGCCAGAGCACCAUCAUGGCACCCAUAAAACACACAAAAGAGGGUAAAAAAAGGGCAAGGAAAGAGUGGAGUUCCUACCCUGAGUGCCAUUCCUCAAAGCCUGCCCAUCCAGAAACACCAAAGCUCACCUCAAAGGACAAGUACUACAAAGGGUAUCUCUAGUUGCCCUUCAGUCCCUGGGACAUCAAGGGGAUCAGAGAGCCCAGACUUGCUUCCUGACCUCAUGUCAGCCUUUGGGGCCUGGUGUAGCUCCUCCCAAAGAGGAGAAUCCCCAAGCAACAGGCAGCAACAUGGGGCAAGGUUGGAACGGAAAACCUCCAGUGCCCCUAGCCAGAGUACCACCAUGGCACCCAGGAAAAACACAAAAGAGGUUAAAAGGGGGCAAGAAAACAGUAGAAUUUCUACCCUAAGUGCCAUCCCUCAAAGCCUGCUCACCCAGAAACACCAAAACUCACCUCAGGAGACAGGCACUACAAAGGGUAUCUCUAGUUUCUCUUUGGUCUCAAUGACAUCAAGAGGAUCAGGGAGCCAAGACUUGCUCCCUGAACUCAUUACAGCUUUUGGGGACUUGUGUAUCUCCUUCCAAAGAGGAGGUACCCCAAGCAACAGGCAGCAACAUGGGGCACAGUUGAUACAGAACACCUCCAGUGCCCCUAGCCACAGUACCACCGUGGCACUGGGGAAACACACAGAAAAGGGAACAAAGGGGCAAGGAAACACUCAUGUUCUUACCCUGAAUGCCAUCCCUCAAAGCCUGCCCACCCAGAAACACCUAAGCUCACCUUGCAGGACAAGCAGUACAGCCAGUAAGGAUACCUCUAGUUACCCUUUGGUCCCAGUGACAUCGAGAGGAUCUCGGAGCCAUGACAUGCUCCCAGAACUCAUUAUAGCUUUUGAGGCCUUGUGUAUCUCCUCCAAAAGAGGAGAUACCCCAAGCAACUGGGAGCAACAUGGGGCACAGUUAGAACAGAACACCUCCAGUGCCCCUAGCCAGAGCACCACGGGACAGAAAGCAAGGCACACCCCAGGGAAAGCAAACUCUGGUGUCGCCACAGUUACUGCCAUUUCCCAAAGCCUGCCCACACAGAAAGGCUUAAGCUCUCCUGAGGGAACCAGCACCACAUCCUCAAAAUCAACCUCUACUUUGAUGUCCACCCAUAAUCCAUCUAUGAGCCCUGGGAGCCCAGACUGGCUCCCAGAUCUGAUCUCUGCUUUUGGAGCCAUGGUCAUCAGCCCACGUGGAGAAACAAGAAGCGCGAGAAAGCGCUAAGAACACACUUGGGCUUUAACACCUUCAGCCCCCCUACCCAGGAUAGGAUGAUGCUAACUUCUUUAAGAACUGAGACUGCCUAGAUCCCAACAGUCCUCCACUGCCCUCAGCUGCGCCUCAGCUGGCCCUGCCUCCACUCCAUGGGGCCACUGGGCAUCCUAUCACCUCCACCAUAGGAUGGUGAGUCUGGCAUGCUGUAGCCCUUGAAGACCUGUGAGGGCACUCAAUUUGGCCAGGGCAUCCACGCCAGUGAAGCUCCAUGUGUCACUCAUCAGGAGUGAGACUUUUAAUAUCACAAUCUUGAAAUUUUUCAAAAUAAUUGUGAGAUUUAGUGGGGUUAUAUGGGAUUUUGUUUCCCCCUUUUUAUUUUUAAAAUCGUAGAAAAAAGUUGAUAUAAACUGGACCACCAUUAGCUUUAGAGAAUGGCCCAGCACUGUACAAGUAUUUAAACAGCAAGAAGUGACAAUACAUAUUUUUAUUUGGCCAGGAAAAUUAGCAAUAGGGACCAGUGAUGCAAGGGAGGAUUGUUAAAGUCCACGCUGUCGAACUAAAGAGGGCACCACAGCAAAAGGAGGCCUAGAUUUUUGUUCUUUUGUUUGUUUUUAUGAGUCUUAUGGUUUUCCUUUGUCUCUACUACUGGGCUAAGCAAUAAAAGUAUAAACUGGGGCCAGUAUGGAUACUAAAAUACAGAAUUACAACUUGUUUGUCUUAUAAGUAAUCACCUUAUUAUUA
Ictidomys tridecemlineatus (thirteen-lined ground squirrel) is the source of this 2398-nucleotide messenger RNA. Lineage: Eukaryota; Metazoa; Chordata; Mammalia; Rodentia; Sciuridae. The record is from RefSeq and is a predicted model, not a curated record.